AUGGCUGAAAUUAAAAUUUUGGGUGAAACAAAGUUAGUUUAUGGUGGUUUUAUAUACUUGCGGUCAAAAUUACCAGUCAACGGCAAAACAUACUGGGAAUGCCAAAAAGUACGAAGGAAAGAGUGCAAAGCCAGAAUUAUCACUACCUUCAAUAUUUCCGAAAAUAAGCAUAAUUUCGUCCGAGAACCAGCGUUGGACGAUCAUGAUCAUAUUCCCAAUCAAGAACAGUGUCAAUCGGAAAUUGUUAAGUAUUCUUUGAAGCGGAAGGCUGAAAACCAACCACAACUACCACCCACUCAAAUUCUACGUACAGAGAUGGCCGGAGUAUCUGAUGGCGUUCUCAGUCAAUUACCUAACCGAGAUAAUUUAAAGAAGUCAAUGCGUCAAGUCCGGAGGAAAAAUUUACCGCCUAAUCCGAAAACACUUUUUGACUUGGGUACUUUUCCCGAUCAAUAUCAAAAGACACUUACGGGUGAAAAAUUUUUGAUUUAUGAUUCGCUCGAUGGUAAUUCUGUCAGUGAAGGUAGAGUUGUUGUGUUUUCAACUCGAAGAAAUUUAGAGCUAUUGGCCGAGAGUGACUGCUGGUUUUUAGACGGGACUUUUAAGGUGUGUCCCAAUAUUUUCACCCAAGUUUUUACGAUUUUGGGAACAUGUAAACAACAUGUCGAUGUUCAUGACACAGUUGCUGUACCAUUUGUUUAUGCGCUGUUGUCGUCGAAAGAAACUGUGCAGUAUGCCACUGUGCUUAGAGCAGUACAAUCAUCGUUUAACGAACAUAGAAUUUUUUGUGAACCGGUUAAGAUCAUGACAGAUUUUGAAAAAUCAAUAAUCAAUGCAUGUGAAGAAGUUUUUCCAAAUUCGGCUAUCAGUUGUUGCUUUUUUCAUUUCGGCCAAUCAAUGUACCGUCAAAUUCAGUUUGCUGGUCUUCAAGCCGCAUAUAAUGACCCCGACGAUCGUUCGUUGAAAUAUUUUACACACAUGAUGCUAGCAUUGGCAUUUGUGCCGUUGACUGAAGUUUCUCGCAUUUUUUCUCUUUUGAAAAAUGAUGCGCCUGAAGCUUUAUCACCAAUAAUUGAAUAUUUCGAAAAAAAUUAUGUUCUUGGAGUAAUAGCUCGAGGAAGAAGACGAGGGAUUCAUCCACGUUAUCCGCCAAAAAUUUGGAAUCAAUACCAAGCAGCUCUAACUGGUUCGCAUAAGACCAACAACGUAAGCGAGGGGUGGCACAAUCGCUUCCAGCUUGUCGUUGGAAAACAUCAUCCUGACCUUUACUCAGCUCUCGGCGAGUUCCAAAAAGAACAAGGUGAUGUAGAGAUAAUGAUCUCAGAGCUGAGUCUAGGGCGAAAAGUAAGAGCUCAGCCAAAAAGAAAAUGGCGAGACUUUCAGAUGCGAAUUAUGGCCAUUACUGCUGACUUUAAUACAUACCAAGAAUUAGAUUUUCUGAAGGCAAUCGCGCAUAAUAUUGUUUUAUGA
Messenger RNA from Macrosiphum euphorbiae (potato aphid), 1470 nucleotides. NCBI's taxonomy places the organism in Eukaryota, Metazoa, Arthropoda, Insecta, Hemiptera, Aphididae. The record is from the annotation of a GenBank genome assembly.